Notodromas monacha is the source of this 1695-nucleotide messenger RNA. The record is from the annotation of a GenBank genome assembly. NCBI's taxonomy places the organism in Eukaryota, Metazoa, Arthropoda, Ostracoda, Podocopida, Cyprididae.
AAUCGAGGUCAGAGGCUGAACGAGGGAGCACACAUCAACAGAUCGCUGCUGGCAUUGGCAAAUUGCAUCAAUGCCUUGGCGAAAGGUGACGCCAAAUAUGUCAACUUCAGGGACUCAAAAUUGACAAGGCUGUUGAAAGACGCCCUGUCGGGGAAUUGCAAAACCGUCAUGAUCGCGCACAUAGCGCCAUCUGCUGUCCAGCGAGAAGAAUCCUUCAACACACUGGUUUAUGCUGACAGAGCCAAAAAUAUAAGCAACAAGCUGAAGAAGAAUGUGGUUGACGUGAAAUACCAUGUGACUCAGUAUCAGGAAAUCAUCAACGAUCUCAAGGGAGAAAUACAAAGGUUGAAGACGAAAAUAGACGACGAAGGGGACGAAUUGGUUGGACUCAAAGGUAGCAAAUCCAAUCCCAUCGGAGGACCACAAAAGAAACUCAGUCCCGAAGAAGAAGCCAGACGCAAGGCAGAACAAGAGGCUCUUGCUAGGCUCAAAGCUUUGCAAGAUGACCUGGUUCAAACCUUCAAAAAGCAAAUGGAUCUCAAAGUAUAUGAGUUGAUUGUUAUUUUGCUUGCGAAUCCCACCAUCAGGCACGAAUUGUUGGACGUGGAAAACAGUAUGUUGGCUCUGGCGAUGGAAUACGAGCGACAAGAACUGGUUGUCAAAGAAUACGAAGCUGAUCAAGCACUUCGAGGCAGAAAACCAAAAAAAUUAUUGGCGAAACUCGACAAACUUCGGGAAAACUGCGGACAGAAUUCCCCUGCCCCGGAUGAUCUCAUGGAUGAACCAGAACCAGAUGAAGAUGAUGAUCCUGAGGACGUGGCUCAAGCCAUGGAUGAGCUCACUUUUAUUAUUCGGGAACAAACCCGUUAUGACGACAUGAAAGCCGACAUUGAAAAACAGCUGGACGAAUGUCGACACAAAGCCAAAGUUUUAGAAGAGGAAUUACCGCAGCAAAUAAACACCCAGGAGCAACGAGAAGUUUACAUGUUGUUGCUGAGGGUUCAUGAAUUGGAAAUUGAAAGAACUGAGCUGCAGAGAGACGCUUUGUUGAGAGAACAUCAGCUGAGAAGAAGGGAUUUGCUGCUGGUGAGACACGAGAUGCAGCGGAAUUUGUGCGACCAAAUCAUCACUCGCCAACGACAAUUGAUCAGCGAUAAUGGAGGUGCUGUGCCAGAGGAUCUGGAAAAACUUUAUGAGGUGUACGUUCAGGAACUCCAAUUACCGAAUCGGGAACAAGAGCGAAGACUCAGCGGAGAACUAAAUCUCUUCAGGUAUGAAGGCUCUGGACCCGCAACAAGGAUGACUUCAUCAAAAUCAAGGGUAUCUUCAGACGGAAAACUGCCAAGUUUACAAAAUCAACAAAACACUCUCUUCAUCAAACGACAAGCGCUGAUGACUGCGAAUCGGCGGCCAAACAGCGACAUGUCCAUCAAAAGCUUUUUGAGUGCUGAUGGCCUUGGUAGAGGAAGCGGAGUGAGUUCCGUGCCGUCAUUGCCACCAAUCAAUGGAUCAGCAGUUGCUGCUGGACGCAGAUUAAUUGAUGACCAGCAAUCAGGACCUAAUUAUGACGCCAUGAAACGAGCGAGAAGCUUUGAUGCCAGGAUCAGCAACAACGGAAGGCAGUACCAGUAUGGCAACCCUGGUCUACUGGCAGGAAACCAUAAGCAGCAGCUCCGACAACCAGGUGGCGCUAAA